CACCUGCGGGCUGCACGUGGACUGCUCAGUUACUGGUGGAAUAACCCAACCUUUACCUUUAGGGAACUGGUCUUUAUCACUACCAGGUAGGAAGGCAGUGACCACUGUCCUGUUUCACUUCAAAAGUGGCCGAGUUUCGAAGGGGGCCAGUGAUAUUUGGAAUCACAUGAGGGGAAAGUACUGGAUUCUUCAAGAGGGGAAAGAUGCUGGUACGAUAAUGACUGUUUCAGGACUUGUGAUUUGCUGACUUGCUCAGGGCUGUAGCCUGACAGAGUGGGGCUUGAAGUGCACGGGGGAGGACAUGGAAAGUCAGAACCCAUACAGUGAAUUCGGUGAUUGCCCUCUUGGCCUUUGCAGUGAGGGGGCUUCUGGGUUCUUUCCUAGGCACCCAUUGGCCACCUUUUUCCACCUGUUUUUCCGAGUGAGUGCCAUUGUCACCUAUGUGUGCUGUGACUGGUUCAGCAGAAGCUUUGUGGGCUGCUUUGUCACUGUGCUUCUCCUCCUGUCCUUUGACUUCUGGUCUGUGAAGAACGUAACCGGGAGACUCAUGGUGGGCCUCCGCUGGUGGAACCAGAUAGACGAAGAUGGGAAAAGCCACUGGAUUUUUGAAGCCAGAAAGGUGUCUCCGCAUCAGAUCGCUGCCACGGAGGCGGAGGCUCGCAUCUUCUGGCUCGGCCUCAUCAUCUGCCCGCUCAUCUGGAUCGUGCUUUUCUUUAGCACCUUGUUCUCCUUGAAGCUCAAGUGGCUGGCCCUUGUGAUAGCUGGGAUUUCUCUCCAAGCUGCUAACCUGUAUGGCUACAUCCUUUGUAAGAUGGGAGGCGAGAGCGACAUCAGCAAAGUCACAGCCAGUUUUCUGUCCCAGACGGUGUUCCAGACGGCCAGCCCAAGCAACUUCCAGAAGCCUGGCCUUGAGGGGCUGGAGAUCCACAAGCAUUAGGUGUCUCUCUGAGGCCGCAGUGUUAAGCAAGAGGUUCUGUCCUAAACAAGCUUCCAGCAGAGAAUCCCUGACCACCAACCAAGCUGUUGGUUUUCCAGAAGCAGGCCUUGGGGGAGAGGUUUGAGAAGACACU
Ailuropoda melanoleuca (giant panda) is the source of this 1070-nucleotide messenger RNA. RefSeq names its product Golgi apparatus membrane protein TVP23 homolog A. The record is from RefSeq and is a predicted model, not a curated record. The transcript has 6 exons. NCBI's taxonomy places the organism in Eukaryota, Metazoa, Chordata, Mammalia, Carnivora, Ursidae. The coding region runs from base 302 to 937 and encodes 211 amino acids. Gene Ontology annotation, biological process: protein secretion; vesicle-mediated transport. Gene Ontology annotation, cellular component: Golgi membrane.